Messenger RNA from Leptopilina boulardi, 3559 nucleotides. RefSeq names its product dnaJ homolog subfamily C member 10-like. The record is from RefSeq and is a predicted model, not a curated record. Bases 327 to 2660 code for a protein of 777 amino acids. Lineage: Eukaryota; Metazoa; Arthropoda; Insecta; Hymenoptera; Figitidae. The transcript is spliced from 13 exons.
CGGCAAUUGUGUUACAUUUAGGGAUAAAUAAAUUACUUUUUUUUUACCGUAAAAAUGAUUGUUUUGUGUUAAAUAAACUUUAUAAUUUAUCAAAAAUAAUAAAUUUAUUCUUCCAAAGACUAUAUAGUUAGGUUUGGUUGAUUUGUAAUAUAUUUCCAAAUAGGGUAAUAGAUGUUAGAUUAUGUUUAUCUUUACGGCGUGGGUGUUAAAAUAACGGCAAAGAAAGUGUGGGUAUUCAGAAAGAAUAUAAGAAAUAUAUAAUUUAGUAUCGAAAAAAAAAUCUCAGUGUUAAAAACUACGUGACAUAACCUACUCCAAAAAAGAAAAUGCAAAAAAGUAUUUUUAUUUUUUUGUUCACACAUUGUUUGGUGUGGGGCAAUGACUAUUAUGAACUUUUGGGAUUACAAAGAACCGCCGAUCAACGAGAAAUUAGACGAGCAUUUAAAAAACUUGCGGUCACUCAACAUCCGGACAAAAAUACUGAUGAUCCAAAAGCUCACGAUAAUUUUGUAAAACUAACGAGAGCCUAUGAAGUAUUAAAGGAUCCAGAUUUAAGAAAAAAAUAUGAUAUUCACGGAGAAGAGGGACUCGACAAUAAUAAUAAUAGACGCAAUCAAUAUCAUUCCUGGACAUAUUAUCAAAAUAAUUUUGGAAUUUAUGAUGACGAUCCUCAAAUUAUGACACUCAACAGAAAUGAUUAUUUUGAAAGUGUAUUGGAUUCGGAAAAAAUGUGGUUAGUAAAUUUUUAUUCGCCAAUGUGUAGUCAUUGUCAUCAUUUAGCACCUGUUUGGCGUAAAGUCGCUAAAGAACUCGAGGGUGUAAUUCGCGUUGCCGCUGUUAAUUGCGAAGACGAUUGGCAACUUUGCAAUAAAAUUGGAAUUCAAUCGUAUCCAACUUUAAUGCACUAUCCAAAGAAUUCGAAUCGUGGCGCUCGUUACACGGAUGAAAAAUCGUAUGAGGCAAUUUUACAAUUUGUUUUGGAUCGACUCGAUGUAAAAAUUGAGAAAAUAACAAAAAAAAUUUGGAAUCAUUUAUUGAAAGGACUCGAAUUGUCUGAUAAGCCAACAUUAGUUUUUGUUUGUAAUAAUCAUCGUCAUUGUUUCACGUCAGACGAAAGGCUCAAAGUAGCCGCGAUAUUUGACAAAAUGAUAAAUAUCCGAGUCUUCGAAUGUGAGAAAGAUUGUGAUGAUAAAUUUUCUAAAGAUAGUGGCGUUAUUUAUUUUCCAUCACAAAAUGACGAUGUAUGGAAACCAAUUUCUUUAGAGGACUCAAUUGAUGUUGAUGAAUUGGUGAAAAAAAUUCUCGAUCAAUUACCCGAGCCGCAAGAUAUUAGCGAUUUCGAUUUUGAGAAAAUUGAAAAAAGUCUCGAAUCUCAGGAUGAAGACGGUUGGUUAAUUUGUUUUUAUAUUGGACACGCGACCGAAUUGGAUGUUCAAUUAAAAAAAUUACCAAGUAUCGUUCGCGGAAUGAAUUUAGCUAAAAUAAAUUGUGGUAAAUAUGCGAAAUUAUGCCAGGAUUUAAAUGUAAAUCACUAUCCAUCAUGGGGUGUAUUAAAACCCGGUGGUGGUGCUUUUGAAUUGAAUCAUGGGAAAAAUACAAUAAACGAUAUUGCACGAUUUGCAAAAAAUAGUGUUAAAGCAAAAAAUGUCCGUGCACUAUCGGCAGAGAAAAUACUCUCAAUUCUAAAGAGAGAAAAUGGAAAUGAAGCUUGGUUUAUCGAUUGGUAUGCGCCAUGGUGUCCACCAUGUUUGGAAUUUUUGCCAGAAUUACGAAAAGCCUCAUUGGAAUUUAAAUCGUCUUUAAUUCAUUUUGGCACUGUCGAUUGUACAGUUCAUUCGAAUAUUUGUCGACAAUAUAACAUUCGUUCCUAUCCAACUGCAAUGUUAAUUAAUGGCACAAAUACAAUUCAAUUUACAAUGCAAAAAACCGCUUCAAAUGUUAUACAAUUUAUUCACGAGGCAAUGAAUCCAUCUGUCAUAGAAAUUACGUCGAAGAAUUUUAAUCAAAGACUCGUGAAAAAGAAAAGUAAACUUCUUUGGGUUGUGGAUUAUUUUGCCCCGUGGUGUGGUCCCUGUCAACAAUUGGCAUCUGAAUGGACAUCAGUGGCAAAAGCAUUGCGACAAUUGAAUUUUGUGAAAAUAGCAAAAAUUAAUUGUGACAUUGAAUCAAAUCUUUGCAGAACACAAGGAAUACAAAGUUAUCCGACAAUUAGACUUUAUCCCACAGAAAGCGAAGGAAUCAAUACAAUUGCAUUAUAUAAUGGACAAAGGGAUUUCUUCUCGAUGCUACUGUGGAUUACAGGAUUUUUCCCAGUCAAAGUCAAAGAGUUAACGUCUUCCACAUUCCAAAAGGACGUUCUAAAAGGGAACGAACUUCAUUUGGUUGAUUUUUAUGCACCAUGGUGCGGUCAUUGCCAAAGACUGGAGCCUCAUUAUAAUAUUGUCGCUCAGCUUCUUGAGGGUAAAAUUCAAGUAGCGCGAAUCAAUUGCGAAAUUUAUAGAAACGAAUGUUCGCAAUCUGGAAUUCAAGCAUAUCCAACGCUAAUGCUUUAUGGACGAAAAUCGAGUUAUAGAAUAGAAGGUGCCAAAGCUGAGGAAAUACAUAGUAAUGUUUUGAAAAUAUUAAAUCUCAAAACUGAACAGAAACACGAUGAACUGUAACAAUCGUUGUUCAAGUAGGUGCCUUGUGAUCUCUAUUUUAUAUAAAAAAAAAUGACGUUCAUAAUUAAAAAAAAAUUUUUUUUUAAGAAAAUCAAUUACUGAUGAUUGACUUUGUUUUUGUCAAUCGCAUAAAAAAAUUGUGGUUUUUUUCUAUAAAAAAAGUAGAAAAUUUCGAAUCAAAUACUCGAAAGAACCAUUUUGGAUUUUUUUUAGCAUAUAAACUUAGGUAAUUUUUGAAAGAAACUUUAAUGAAAAUUAACAAAAACAAAAUACGGGUCGCUUGCCCUUCGAGCCCUCACUAAGUCGCUCUUUUGUAUUUUGUCCAAUUUUAUUUCAUUACGGGUUUUUGUUCCUUUCUUCGAUUUUUCAUACAAUAUUUAGUUAAAUAAUUUUACGCCGUAAAAUGUGAUAAGAAUUGUAAUCAGUUAUUAAUUGUAUUUAAUAAGUUACAUAAUUUACAUUUAUACUAUAACAUUGUUGGAUUAUUUUAUAUGAUAUUGAUUUUUUAAAAAUAUCAACAUUUUUCAAAUCGAUGUAAUAAGCUAUAUAUCAAAUUCAAAAAUAUUGCUAUUUUCAUUUUUUAAAAAAAGGUGUCCAAAGUUUAAAUAAUUUCCUAAAGGUCUAAAUCCUAGGGGCCUGCUUUAGACUAUUAAAAUAAAAAAAAAAUAAAAACUUAAUAAUAAAGCCUCUAUUUUGGGUUGAAAUAGAGGCUACUUGCUUUUUGUUUCAAAUUGAAUAAUUCAAGAAUUAUUGUAAUUUGAAAAAUUUUUUACUUAAAAUGCUGAUAUUGCAUGAAAACUUAAUGUUUCAUUUAUACAUUAAUCUAUUCUAAUUAUCAUCUUAAAAGGAGAUAAAAUUCUUCGAAAAUGUUCCACUACCGAAGAUCUCUGCCUUUUAAU